Molecule: messenger RNA, 1250 nt
Organism: Paramecium tetraurelia
Lineage: Eukaryota; Ciliophora; Oligohymenophorea; Peniculida; Parameciidae
Exons: 5
Cellular component (GO): cytosol
Source: RefSeq, a predicted model, not a curated record
AUGUCUGAAAUAAAGAGUGCUUUAUAAUCAAAUAUCGUGCAUAUCUUAGAAAACAAGCCAGCAAAAAACAUAGAAGGAUUUAGAUAAUAAUAAUUGGAAAGUAGAAGAAAACUUAUAGAAGAAUUCAAAUAACUCUAUAUUUAUGAUGAAAAGGGAAAUUUAAGAGGAGAUUGCAAAAUAAAGAAGUUUGUUGAUGGUAGUAGAUACGAAGGGUAGUUAUCGAACGAUAAAAGAAGCGGGUAUGGAAUAUAUUACUACAAUAAUGGUGAUAUAUUUUUGGGCGAAUGGUUUGAUGAUAAAUUUAAUGGUUCAGGGCAUUAUUUAUUCGCGAAUGGUGAAAGAUAUUCUGGAGUAUUAUCAGAUGGUUUGAAACAUGGACAUGGAAAAUAUUACUAUUUAAAUGGAAAUACUUAUGAUGGAGAUUGGUAAAAUGAUAAAAAGCAUGGGAAAGGAAGAUAUGUUUAUUACAGCACAGAUGAAUAUUAUGAUGGAGAUUGGAGAGAAGGAGAAAGACAUGGAAAAGGAGAGGCUGGUUAUGCAUAUGGAGAUGUGUAUGUAGGAGAUUUCAAGAAGAAUGAGCGAAAUGGUUUUGGAAUCAUGAAAUUUAAUGAUGGAGCUAGAGUAGAAGGAAAUUGGGUAAAUGGGCAAUUAUGUGGUUAAGCUAAAAUGUAAUAUCCAAAUGGUGAUACUUACGAAGGUGAAUGGGACAGGAAUUAAAAGAAUGGGGAUGGAGUUUAUACCAUGUGCAACGGAUAAUCGAUAUAUAAGGGCUAAUUUAGAAAUGAUCUAUGGAACGGGCUUGGGAUAUUACAAUAUGAAAAUGGAGAUCACUAUAAAGGAUAUUUUAGAGAUGGUAAGAAAGAUGGGGAAGGAGAAUUUAAAUACGCUUCAUCAAGAGAUACAUAUACUGGAUAAUUCAGAAAAGAUUAAAGAACAGGGCAAGGAGUUAUGCUUUAUGCUAAUGGGGACAGGUACGAGGGGGAAUGGCUAGCAGAUAAAAAACAUGGAAGAGGGAAGUAUACCCAUGCUUUAACAGAUGACAUUUAUGAUGGUGAAUGGGUUUAGGAUUAAAAACAUGGCAAAGGAUAAUAUAUUUUUGGAAAUGGAGAUCAAUUUGUUGGGGAUUGGUUACAGGAUAAAAUGCAUGGAAAAGGAAAAUUUAUUACAAAGGAAGGCAUUGUAUAUGCUGGUGAAUUUAAAAAUCAUAGAUAUAUCGGUCCAAUUAAUUGAUAACAGUUAUUUAUUAAAUA